AUGUCAAAACUAUUUGUUUCGUAUCUCUUCAUCUCCAUGUUUGUUCUCUCAGCUUUUCUGGCUUUGCCAAGUGCAGAGGGAGCGAAUAUAAGAACAUGUAGUGUGACCUUGAACCUUAGCAAGCCAUGCAGUUUUCAGGAAUGCCAACCACUUUGUCUUCAAAAGUACAAGGGGAAUGGCGUUUGUCUUGGAGAUAACAACAGUAUUUGCAGUUGCGUUUACAAUUGCUAG
Messenger RNA from Eutrema salsugineum, 231 nucleotides. Its product is annotated as putative defensin-like protein 162. The transcript is spliced from 2 exons. The record is from RefSeq and is a predicted model, not a curated record. The coding region runs from base 1 to 231 and encodes 76 amino acids. Lineage: Eukaryota; Viridiplantae; Streptophyta; Magnoliopsida; Brassicales; Brassicaceae.